AUGCGAGCUGUCAAGGAAGAAGUAAGGGAUGGUAUGGAAGAAAGAAGAGACGAAAAAGCAGGUAAGGAGACGCUAUCCAGAAAGGAGAGCAGACAUCAAGAAAAAGACGAGGAUGCCGGGGACAUAACAGAGCAGCAAUCAGUUAAGGCGUCAGAAGCAGUCUACGAUGGUACAGACACUCAACAAGCAGAUGAGGAAGAAGAAGAGGGCGAUACAAGGUGCAUUUGCGGCGAAACGGAUCCACCAGAUGAGUCAGGGUUGUACAUCCAGUGCGAGGAGUGCAGCGUUUGGCAGCACGGAUUCUGUGUAGGAAUAACGGAGGGCGAAGGAAGCGCCCCGGACAAGUAUUGGUGUGAACAGUGUCGCGCAGAUCUGCACAGCUUGUACACCACGGAGGCGGGCCAACGACGCUCCGUUUACAAGCCUGCUCAGCACAGCAAACGUCAGAACAGACGAUCUAGAAAGGAUGACGAUCUAUCUCCAAAUGAGGUCGAGAGUGCCCCCAGUGGGAACGGAAGUGGGCGUGCUCCCAGCAUACCGCACGUAGCUAGCAUAGAUCCUCAGGAUGCAACCGUGAAAUUAGAAUCCCAGCAAAAAGGCGAUGUCCACCCUGAGGAUCCAAAACCUCGUAAGAAACAGCAGCGGCGCAAAGAUGCAGAUCACGAACAGAUGAUCCAUGGGAGAAGAGACUCAGAGGAAGAGCGAAGAUCUUUAGACAGACGCCGGGCCACGUCAUCUGCACGCGAGGAGAAACAAUACCAAUUGAUGCUGGAAAAGGCUCUCAAAGAAAGCAGACGUACGUCCCAGGCGGAUGACGAGCUCGAGCCCCACAUCUUCACCGAAGAAAAGAUUACUGAGGAAGCCGAGCUUGAAACCACCGUUGCAAACAAGCCGGAGCUCUUGGAAGAACCUCCCAAGAAGCGGGCAAAGCCCAACAACAAUGGCAACUCUCCACCCGGUAUUUCUAUGACCUCAUCAGAAGAGGAAAGCAAACGCAAAUCCAAACGUGGUGGCCCUCGUAAAUUAAAGAGCCGAACUUCAUCGCGUGCGUCUUCUUCGAAUGGAAACAGUUCCAACACCUCCGAGAUCGGUAUAAGCAAGCCUAUAAAACCAAGACUACCGACUCAGAGGACGAGCGUAAACGAAAUGAGACGGCGCGUUGGUGCGAUACUGGAAUUUAUUUCGAGAACUCAGUUUGAAUUGUCAGAAGAUCAAAUCGAAAAACAGAAGCUCACGGAAUUUGUCGAGAAUCAAGAUUUUGUCAAGAAGGUUGACUUGAUCUACAGCAACUUCGACGAAAGCUUAAAAAUGAUGGAUGACUUGACUAGGAAAUUGUUAGUCUGGGAGAAAAAAUAUGCUAUAGAUCAGUAA
Messenger RNA from Lachancea nothofagi CBS 11611, 1371 nucleotides. Lineage: Eukaryota; Fungi; Ascomycota; Saccharomycetes; Saccharomycetales; Saccharomycetaceae. The record is from the annotation of a GenBank genome assembly.